CUCUCCUGCCUGCUCUGUCCCCACCUUCUGCAGCCUGCUGGAGAAGCAGUACUUCAAAGAAACCCUGAUGCGACCACUCCAGAUCCUUCCCAGCCGAUUCAUUUCCCAGCUGUGUUGUGGACUGAAGCCUCCAGCCUCCCUGUGAAGCAAGAUCUGCCUCACCAUGGCUCAUCCAAGUUCAAAUAUGGCAGAUUUUCGGAAGUGUUUUGCAAAUGCCAAGCACAUAGCCAUCAUCUCAGGGGCUGGCGUUAGUGCGGAGAGCGGGGUUCCAACUUUCAGAGGAGCAGGAGGUUACUGGAGAAAAUGGCAAGCCCAGGACCUGGCGACUUCACAGGCCUUUGCCCGCAACCCAUCACAGGUGUGGGAGUUCUACCACUACCGGAGGGAGGUCAUGAAGAGCAAGGAAUCCAAUCCCGGGCACCUGGCCAUUGCCCAGUGUGAAGCUCGGCUACAUGACCAGGGCCGACGGGUUGUAGUCAUCACUCAGAACAUCGAUGAGCUGCACCGCAAGGCUGGCACCAAGAACCUGCUGGAAAUCUACGGGACCUUGUUUAAAACUCGGUGCACCUCAUGCGGCAAUGUUGCUGAGAACUACAAGAGUCCGAUUUGUCCAGCGUUAGCAGGAAAAGGGGCUCCAGAACCAGAGACCCAGGACGCCAGAAUCCCAGUUGACAAACUUCCCCGGUGUGAGGAGGCCGGAUGUGGUGGCUUGCUGCGACCUCAUGUGGUGUGGUUUGGAGAAAACCUGGAUCCUGCUGUUCUGGAGGAGGUGGACAGAGAGCUCGCCCUCUGUGACCUGUGUCUAGUGGUGGGAACAUCCUCUGUGGUCUACCCAGCUGCCAUGUUUGCUCCUCAGGUGGCUUCCAGGGGAGUCCCAGUGGCCGAGUUUAACACGGAAACCACCCCAGCCACCAACAUAUUCAGGUUUCAUUUUCCAGGACCCUGUGGGACAACACUUCCUGAAGCCCUUGCUCCUCAUGAAACUGAAAGGGUUUCUUAACUGUCCUGUGGAAAAAGGAGAAGAUUGUGUAGCGCAUAACCAGGGCACUAACAGGAGAAGAGAUUUUGUGGAUGACAAGCUGAACUUUGAAAAAUAGAAAAUACCCUUUGAGCCCCUAGAGGACAAUCUGUGAAGGGAUUGGGCUUCAAAACACCAACAGCAAAUGUGUUUUCUUUGGAGAGGCUGAUGGACUGUCAAGUUUUUCCAUCUUAAUUGAUUUCAACUGAAAUAUGAGUAUUUUGGAUUUGCUGUUCUUGGUCAGUUACUGGGAGGGAAAAAUUUGUACUUAAAUUGCUUGAGAGGAAGGUAAUUAUACAAACUGUUUGUAUCUUGGGCAAAAAUAGAAAUAGAGAAUUAAAACCCUAAAAGUUAAACCCUAGUAAAACUUUUUGGCACACA
Messenger RNA from Alexandromys fortis (reed vole), 1399 nucleotides. Its product is annotated as NAD-dependent protein deacylase sirtuin-5, mitochondrial-like. The transcript has a single exon. The record is from RefSeq and is a predicted model, not a curated record. Gene Ontology annotation, molecular function: protein-succinyllysine desuccinylase activity; histone deacetylase activity, NAD-dependent; protein-malonyllysine demalonylase activity. Lineage: Eukaryota; Metazoa; Chordata; Mammalia; Rodentia; Cricetidae. Bases 164 to 1000 code for a protein of 278 amino acids. Gene Ontology annotation, cellular component: nucleus.